Molecule: messenger RNA, 1134 nt
Organism: Penicillium subrubescens
Lineage: Eukaryota; Fungi; Ascomycota; Eurotiomycetes; Eurotiales; Aspergillaceae
Exons: 1
Coding region: 1-1134 (377 amino acids)
Source: RefSeq, a predicted model, not a curated record
AUGGUCGAACUCAUCAACCCUCCAGAACCACGGAUUCUCCUCCCACCACUUCUUGCCUGCCUCCCCACAGCUUUUGUCUCCCCUCGCCCACCGCCAGCUCUGCUCCCCCUCCUCUCCCCUAUUCUCCGCCAGCGUAUCCAAAUCCUCACCUCAGUAUCUGCCUCUUCCUCAGACUCCUGGCUCCGCCUUCUCUGCUGGGACACCACCAAAGCCGAGCGGCUGCAGAGCAUCGUCGACGAUGCGACCUUUGAGCCGCACCCAGUCUCUGGCGAGAUCGAACUUCCGACCGAAAUCCCCGUUACAUACAAGCGUAUCGAUGAUGAGACUCUCCGUGCUCAGGUGCUCCUGCCCGAGUACAGCUUGACCGUCGUUUAUCUCUGGUGUCCGGACGACGAGCAGGGCGGUGGCCGCGGAUGGCGUGUGGCGGAACUACUUCCGCGCGAGGGUCCCGCCGAGGACGAGAGCUCGUGGGCAUCCUCGAUCGGCGAGGCCAAUGACCAGGCCAAGGAGAAGCUUCUAGCGGAUGCGUUGGACGACCGAGUCCAGGCUCAGCCUGCGGACAACGCUGCGGCCGAGGACGAUGACGAUGACGACGAUUACUGGGCGCAGUAUGAUGCUACGCCGGGUAACAAGACCCCCGCGCCGCGAGCAGGCUCUUCAAACCAACAGCCUUCGGGUCUGUCCGAAGCAUCGUACUUCUCACAGUACGGUAAUGUCCAACCUGCCAUGGACAGCCAUGACCCGGAAGAAGAGCAACCCGAGGUUGGGCCUUCCUCGCUGAACGGCGAUAUGCUGGCAAGCUUGCUGCGACGUCAGGUCAAUGGCUUGGACGAUGGCUCAAUCCCGCGGACAAACGGGUAUGCAGCCGGCGAAAUGCCCAGUGACUCAGCUGCCCGCUCCCUCAGCCACCCACGCCCAGCAUCCGCCUCAUCUGGUAGCUCCGACGCCGUGGCCAAGCUGGAGCAGGAAGCCGAAAGUCAAAGCACAUACGAAGUCGGCGUGAAGCAGCACAUCGGUACAAGCAUCAAAAGCCUCUUCCGCCUCGCCAAGGCGACAGGAAUGUCGCGGGUCGAGUUCCAAAGCAUGGUGCGGACAGAGUUAGAGCUCUUGGAUGUGACGGACGUGGAUGAUUGA